AUGUCUGAUCACGGGGAAGUCGAGGUCGAAAGCCCCGUUGCGGCUUUCAACGUCCUGCCCAAGGAUGUUAUCGCCGAGCAGGGUGCCGUCAAGCUCUUCAACAAGUGGAGCUACGAGGAUGUUGAGAUCAGGGAUAUCUCCUUGACCGACUACAUCCAGAUCCGCUCCCCUGUCUACCUUCCUCACACCGCCGGUCGCUAUGCCGCCAAGCGUUUCCGCAAGGCUCAGUGCCCCAUCAUCGAGCGUCUGACCAACUCGCUCAUGAUGAACGGCCGCAACAGCGGAAAGAAGCUCAUGGCCGUCCGCAUCGUUGCCCACUCUUUCGAGAUCAUCCACAUCAUGACCGACCAGAACCCUCUCCAGGUCGCCGUCGACGCCAUUGUCAACUGCGGUCCCCGUGAAGACAGCACCCGUAUUGGCUCCGCCGGUACCGUCCGUCGCCAGGCCGUUGAUGUGUCUCCUCUCCGCCGUGUCAACCAGUCCAUCGCUCUCUUGACCAUCGGUGCCCGUGAGGCCUCUUUCCGUAACAUCAAGAGCAUUGCCGAGUGCUUGGCUGAGGAGCUGAUCAACGCUGCCAAGGGUAGCUCCAACUCUUAUGCCAUCAAGAAGAAGGACGAGCUCGAGCGUGUUGCCAAGAGCAACCGGCCUAACCUCCAACAUAAAAUCCGUCGGGACCCGAAGUCCUAUGUCGAAGAUUUCCGCGCUCAACAUUACCAAUAUGAGAGUCACCGCGAGAUCUUCAUGGCGGCGCCAGCAUCUGCGGCCGACACAGGAAUUAUUUCGCUGCGAGAGCUGAUCGAUUUCAUCGCUCAUGUCGCCGACUGCUACCCCGAAAUCACCAAAGACUUCCCUCAAGAGCUCAUCGACAUCUUGUCGCAACAUCAUCAGGUGUUGGAACCAGAACUGCGCGAGAAGAUCGUCGGAAGCCUGGUUCUCUUGAGGAAGAAGGAUCUUCUCGACUCGGCGACACUGCUACAAACGCUGUUUCCGAUUCUUAUCUCGACACCUAGCAAGACGCUAAGAGCAUUGAUCUUCCAAAAGAUUCUGAUGGACCUCCGCUCAUCCAAUGCCAAGACGAUAAACCACAAACUGAACCGGACCAUGCAAACAGUCCUCUUCAACUUGGUCACUUCGGAUCGGACCUCAUCCAAGGGCUUGUGGGCCAUUAAACUCACCCGUGAACUCUGGAAGCGCCAGAUCUGGUCAGACGCCAAAGCUGUUGAAGUCAUGAAAGAGGCAAGUCUUUCCGAGAACGAAAAGGUCAUCAUCGGCGGCGUUCGCUUCUUCCUGGGCGGCGACAAAGAGCGCGAAGACAUGGAAGAUGAGAGCAGUGACGACGAAGCCGUUGAUAUCGGUCGGGUCAAACACCAGGUUGGAAUCAACAAGAAGACGAGAAAGCAGUCUCGCGCCGUGGAAAAGGCCAAAGCUACGGUCAAGAGAAAGGAGCGUAAGAAGAGCCAGCCCCAUCCUUUGAACUUCUCCGCCCUUCAUCUUCUGCACGAUCCUCAGGGCUACGCGGAGACUUUGUUUUCGAAACAUCUCCAGAACACCAAAGCGAAGCUUAAUUUGGAGCAGAAACUCCAGGUGCUUCAGCUUGUUUCCCGCCUGGUUGGAUUGCAUAAACUACAUAUCAUGCAUCUUUACUCCUACUUCCAGAAAUACCUUACCCCUCGGCAGCCGUCCGUCACAUCGUUUUUGGCAUCACUUGCGCAGGCUUCGCACGACCUGAUCCCCCCCGAUGAUCUCGAGCCUCUCGUCCAGAAGAUUGCCAAUGAAUUCGUGUCUGAGGCAUCGGCAUCGGAAGUGGCCACGGCUGGUCUCAACGCCAUCCGAGAAAUUUGUGCACGACAGCCUUUGGCCAUGAACGAGACGUUGCUGCAAGAUCUCGUCAUGUACAGGAAGAGUAAGGAUAAGGGUGUUGUUAUGGGAGCCCGAGGCUUGCUCAGUCUCUUCCGGGAUCUGAACCCGGAGAUGCUGAAGAGACGUGACCGUGGCAAGGAGGCAUCUAUGGGUCUACGGUCGGGAGAUAAGAAGGAGAAGCGAUUCGGAGAGCAGGAGACCGGCGGCAUCGAAGGACUCGAGCUUCUGGAGAACUGGAAGGAGCAGGAGCGCAAGAGGCGGCUGGCUGAGAAGGGCCUGCCUUCUGACGCGGAAGAAGACGAGGAGGAAGAUGAAGCAGCGAACUGGGCAGCUUGGAAUGUGGAGGAUGAUGAAGAUAGCGACGAUUCUGGGGAAUGGAUCAAUGUGCAGAGCGAUGCUGAAAUUGAGCUGAGCGACUCAGAAGACGAGAAAGGCGGUCCCCCUUCUAAGAAGGCCAAACAGGGCGACGAGUCUGGCGAGAAGACCAACCGUGACGCCACGGAGAACAAGCCCGAGUCGUCCAAACCCAGUAUCGCGACGACCCGUAUUCUUACGCCAGCCGACUUGGCCAAACUUCAAGAGCUUCGCACCGAAGCGGCGGUCAAUGACCUUGUGUCGGGUGGCAAGCCUCGUCGUGGACAGCAAGCGAACGGCACCCGCCACACAGACGACCCCCUGACGGCGGAGGAGAUUGAAGGACUGAACGCCCUAUCCGCCGGAAAACUCACCCGUGAAGAACGAAUUGCUCAUGCUAAGGAGGGCAAGACCGACCGAGCUGACCACAAGAGUGUGACGGCAAAGCGCAAGGAGAAAAAGGAGUCCGAGGGCAAGAGUACUACGAACAAAGAAAAGGCGCGCAGAAAGAACUUCCUUAUGACAUUGGGUAAAGCGCGGAGCAAGGGCAAGAGAAGUUUGGUGGAAACACGUAAUGUGCUGAGGGCUCAUCAAGACCGACAGAGACGCGGUGGUCGGAGAGGAAACGCUGGUAAUUAA
Molecule: messenger RNA, 2853 nt
Organism: Aspergillus affinis
Lineage: Eukaryota; Fungi; Ascomycota; Eurotiomycetes; Eurotiales; Aspergillaceae
Exons: 6
Coding region: 1-2853 (950 amino acids)
Biological process (GO): translation; ribosomal large subunit biogenesis; ribosomal large subunit export from nucleus
Cellular component (GO): nucleolus; small ribosomal subunit
Molecular function (GO): RNA binding; structural constituent of ribosome
Source: RefSeq, a predicted model, not a curated record